Messenger RNA from Bombyx mandarina (wild silkworm), 528 nucleotides. RefSeq lists its product as uncharacterized. Lineage: Eukaryota; Metazoa; Arthropoda; Insecta; Lepidoptera; Bombycidae. The record is from RefSeq and is a predicted model, not a curated record.
AUGAUUAUAAAUUUGGUAACCUUGUCGAUUUAUCUACAAUUCACAAUGAGCGCUGUCUUGGAUCCAGCCUUAUAUCUAGUACCGAGUCCACCGUUCACAGAAAAAUCUCCAAACGAGAAAUGGUCAAGAUCUGAUGAUCACAGAAUAGAAAGGGAUACGUCCACGGAAUCAGCGCCAGCGAGCGGUUGCGUUACAAAUAAAGAGAACAGUGAAGAAGUUAUGACGACAUCUGAAACAUUCUGGCCUUUCGUUCGAUCAGUGAAUUAUGGUGCGACGAUCCACGUGCCUCUGUCUUUCAGCUUAUCCGGAACUUACGGGAGACCAGCGCCCGGAUCGGGUAUAAUCAGUAAUACGUAUGCAGCUAUUUCUGGACUCGCGGGCGGUGUACUCAGUAAAUCUGCACUAGCUGGAAACGGUUACAGUGCCUACGUACCGGGAUCCGGAGCUGUCAGAAUAUACGGGGGCGACAACCAACCGUCUUGGGGUGGUUGGGGAAAUGGCAAAUGGGGACAUUACGGAAAAGGCUAG